CUUAAUUACACAAUUACUGCUACUACUACAUUCACUGGGAAAAAAUCCAAAGGACACGUGCAUCCCAUUAGACAAACUUUUACCAUAAUGGCAUAAUCCAAUCCACUGAAUCACAUACCAUAAUCAAAAUGGGACCUGCUUCCACAUGUGCGUCCAUAUUCCUUGAAUCUCUUUAACACGCGCUUCCGGGUGCGAGUGGACUCAUGGUUGUAAUUUCAUUUCUAUUUUUUUUUUGGGUGAAAUAAAGAACUUACGAAGAAGAAGUCGUAACCAACGAGGAACAACAAAAAAAAAAAAAGAAAAAAAAAGAACGCCAAUCCAUCAUCAUCAUCAACCUCAGUUACCAUUCAAUCCAUAAUUCUUUCUGGGUUUACGAAUAAACCGGCGGCGAUGAUGAUGGAAGAAACCCAACGAGAACCCGCACGUGCCUUCGGUGCCUAGCUUUUGUAAAUCCUAUUACGUCCUUUUGAUAUAUAGAUAUGCUUUUAAAGUUCUGAUUGUGGGGUUUUAAUGCCCUGCUGAUUUUCUGUAUUUAUUACAAUUUGUUUUUUCCCAUGUUGUCCUGCGCAGUCUCUCUUUGUCUGAUUUUUCCAUGGAGCCUUUCGAUUCUCAAUCCCUCCUGAUUUUUGUUCUCCAAUUUUAGGUUCCGAGAAGUUCUGACAAAAAACACAUAUUUUCAUCCACUUAAGCCGGACACAGCCAUCUUCUCAUAGAAGGAAUGGAGGCACGCCCCACUAUAUCCUUACCAAGAUCUGGUCCUCAACCACUGAGUACUUUUGGGUCAUCUGGUGCUAUGUCUGGUUCCUUUCCUGUUAUGCCCACUUCUUUGGAAGAGAGAUAUCCCAGGCAAUGUGAUUACCAACAAGUAACCAUGGGGAGACAUGUCAAUGCAUGCGCGAGUGCUGCUGUUUCGCCUAUUUCUUCUAACAGUGGGGCUGUUGGUCAUGUGUUUUCUUCAUCAUCGGGAUUUUCUACCGAUCUCCAUUACUCUACUGUUUCGCAACAAGAAAAGCAAUCAAUGCAAGCUCCUUUCAUUUCUCAAUCUGCUGGUAGUGGGACAUCAAUGCUCUUGCACCAACCUUGCCAUCCUGGAGUUCUUCAAUCCACUGCAUCUAGUCAUUUGGCUAAAGAUAACAAUGAUCCCUCCUGGUGUACAGAUUCACUUGAUUUUCUUGAAUACCCAAUGAAUCAAAAUAACCCUUUGAAUAGCUGCAAUACUGGUGAAGGCCUCCUUCCGUCUGAGGAUCUUACUAAACGCAACUGGCAGGAGUGGGCAGACCAGCUUAUUUCUGAUGAUGAUGGUUUGACUCCUGGUUGGUCUGAGUUGAUUGCGGAGGCUAAUGUUUUAGAUUCUGAUCCAAAGGUACCUCUACAGGCAAAUCAACUGCCUACUAAUUUCUCAGUUCCACAGCAGCAAGUAUCUUUGCCACUGCCGGCUUCCUCAGGAGAAGCUUGUUCUGUUAUUCCUACACCAUCCUCUGGAAGUGGUGCUUCAACCAAGCAACGAAUGCGUUGGACACCAGAGCUUCAUGAAGCCUUUGUUGAAGCAGUCAACAAGCUUGGUGGGAGUGAAAGAGCCACGCCGAAGGGUGUGCUGAAACAGAUGAAAGUUGAGGGAUUGACUAUCUAUCAUGUUAAAAGUCACUUACAGAAAUAUAGGACGGCUAGAUAUAAACCAGAGCCGUCUGAAGGUUCCUCGGAGAAAAAACAGACUUCCAUUGAUGAUCUGUCAUCUCUGGACCUGAAGACGGGGAUUGAGAUAACUGAAGCAUUGCGAUUACAGAUGGAAGUUCAAAAACGUCUUCAUGAACAGCUUGAGAUUCAAAGGAAUUUGCAGCUGCGCAUAGAAGAACAAGGGCGAUAUCUCCAAAUGAUGUUUGAGAAGCAAUGCAAAUCUGGCAUUGACUUGCUUAAGGGGGGCUCUGCAUCUGAGAAUCCUGCAAAAGAGGCAUCAGAUCCAGUCCAAAAUCCUGCAGCCAUGAAUGAUUCAGGCAUCAUAGAGGUCAAUGACAAGAAGACGCAAGGUGGCUCAAGUAACUUAGAUAUUUCUGCUGGAAAAGAAGGGGAAGAUGGCCAAAAUUCAUCAAAUAAUGAAGAUGUUGAAUCAGAUGCUGCGGGCACAUCUAGCGCCCCACCAGCUAAACGCGCUAGAACGGAUGCCUGAGUAGGCAUACAUUAUGUGUUAUUCUACACAGGAUGAUGAAUUACCGUGGGGACAUGGACUGAAACAGAUACCAGGCUUGUGAAGAGCCUUAGAACACCCUUCUUCAUUCCUUUGGACCAAUUCGGUCAACAACACAAGUUUUUUUUUCCCUUGAAUUUAGCUGACAAGCAAAACUUAUGUCAUCUGAUUAACCAAUUUAUAGCAAUUAGGAAGAUCCCUUGAUUAGUAUAUGGUCUUUGACUCCAGCAUGUGUGACCAUGAAGAAAAUGUUUUCGGAGGUUAACUCCAGGAGGCCAUCAAUUUUGCUAUUUAUGGCUGACUACGGCUUGUAGCCCCACUGUAAUUAUCUGGAUAAUCAUCGAAAUGUAUGGCUAAUUGUCAUAACUCCUAAUUAACCCAGCUUGGAGUAAUGUCUAGCAUUCCGAGGCUUGAUGGAUAUUAGAAACAUGAAGCAUAUUCUUUCAUUCGGAUCAGCAAAAGAUACAAAAAUAUCCAGAAGAAGUGAAGAACUUGGAUACUACUUUUGUACUUUGAAGUGUACGAAUGAUAUAUUGAGAGUACAAACAUCAAACGAGAGAAUGAGAACAAGUUGAAGUGCCACCAUCAUUGUUGUUCGUUGCAAUUUUUAUUCAAUUAUUUGACCUUAAAAAUCUCUUUAUGGCAUUUUCAGUAGAUGAUUCAAUCACCACGCAGCCGCAGUUAUGUGUAAAGAUAUAUGGCAAUUUUUUUUUUUUUUUAUAAACAUGGUAGGUAUUCACCAUUUACAAUAGUUUAUUUAUUUUUUUAAUUUAUAGAUACAUUUGGC
Messenger RNA from Oldenlandia corymbosa var. corymbosa, 2969 nucleotides. Lineage: Eukaryota; Viridiplantae; Streptophyta; Magnoliopsida; Gentianales; Rubiaceae. The record is from the annotation of a GenBank genome assembly.